AUGUCGUCGUCCUCGAAUUCGCCGUGUGCGGGGUGCAAGCUCCUGCGGCGGAAGUGCACACAGGAGUGCGUGUUCGCGCCGUACUUUCCGCCGGACAACCCACAGCGGUUCGCGUGCGUGCACCGCGUGUUCGGCGCGAGCAACGUGUCAAAGCUGCUGAGCGAGCUCAGCGUGGCGCAGCGGGACGACGCCGUCAAGUCGCUGGCGUACGAGGCGGAGGCGUGUCUGCGCGACCCCGUCUACGGUUGCGUGGGCUUCAUCUCGCUCCUGCAGCAGCACCUCCGUCAAAUCCAGACGGAGCUCCACAACGCGAAGAAGGAGUUGGCAAGGUACCCUAGCCCCCAGGCCAUGCAGGUUCUUUUAGCCAAUCCAGGGAUGUUGCAACAUGGUGGUAUUGUUGUGCCUCAUUUACAUCAACCAGUGUUCAACGCUCUGUCCAACCAGAUGGUUGGACAGAACGUUGGACAGCAGGAGUUUCUAGAAACUCAGCAAAUGUUUCUCGCAAAUAGGGAUCAUCAACAUCAGCAGCAACAGCAACAACAACAUGUUAUGCUUCGGAGCUACGAACAGCAAGAGUUUAUGAAGUUUAAUAAUGGUGUGUUUGAGCCUAGUGUUGGUGGAGGGUUUGGGAACCAAGCGGAGGAGUUCUUGUCUCCUUCCUUGGCUCUUGGAAAUUUCGAGAAUGUUGAGUCUUACCAGAUGCAACAGCAAGGGGAACAACAUCAUCCCAUUGAGGCGCAGUUGCUCCUCUCGCCACAGCAAGAGUCACAAGGACAACAUCAGCAACAACAGUGUGCAAGUGAGGAUGGGAGGAAUGUUGUUCCUGCUUGA
This is a messenger RNA of Glycine soja, 831 nucleotides long. RefSeq names its product LOB domain-containing protein 36-like. Bases 1 to 831 code for a protein of 276 amino acids. NCBI's taxonomy places the organism in Eukaryota, Viridiplantae, Streptophyta, Magnoliopsida, Fabales, Fabaceae. The record is from RefSeq and is a predicted model, not a curated record. The transcript has a single exon.